Trichophyton benhamiae CBS 112371 is the source of this 1485-nucleotide messenger RNA. RefSeq lists its product as uncharacterized. NCBI's taxonomy places the organism in Eukaryota, Fungi, Ascomycota, Eurotiomycetes, Onygenales, Arthrodermataceae. The record is from RefSeq and is a predicted model, not a curated record. The coding region runs from base 1 to 1485 and encodes 494 amino acids. The transcript has 2 exons. Gene Ontology annotation, cellular component: mitochondrion.
AUGCCUGAAGGAAACUUCAAUAAGAGCCUUCUACUCACUAUGUCCAAUGGCUCUCAAGUCAUCGCCAGGGUUCCCAAUCCCAAUUCCGGUAUUCCACACUUCACAACUGCCAGCGAGGUCGCUACAAUGGACUUCGCUAGGACUAAGCUUGGUCUACCAGUUCCCAAGGUGCUUGCGUGGAAUUCACAGACAUCAGAGAACCCAGUCGGAGCAGAGUAUAUUGUCAUGGAGAAAGCAUCAGGUUCUUCCCUUGCGCAGAUCUGGCCGCGUUUGAGCAAUGAAGAAAAGAGGGAAAUUGUUCAGGCUAUGGUUAGCUUUGAUGUUAAAAUCCUAAAUCAUCCCCUUGGUGGCAUUGGCUCUUUGUAUUAUCCAAGGGAUAUCCCAAGUGGAACCAGCCAGCUACCAGCUCUAGGAUUGAAUGAUGCUUGUGGUCGUUGGGUCCUUGGACCUACCACUGACAGACGUUUCUUUGACGAUGGAAGAGGAGAGCUAUCCCUGGACCGGGGCCCUUGUAAGUUUUGCAUUCUUUUUUCUCUUGCGCUCCCAUUUGAAGCUAACGGGUUUAUUUUAGGGAAUACUGUAGAAGAAUACCUAGCUGCAAUCUGUGACCGUGAAAUGACGGCCAUUCAAAAUCUGAAUUGUCCUCUUCGAUCGGAAGGAAUUGUUGGCCCUGGGGGUUAUCGACCUACUCGAGCUCUCAAGCUCUCAGUGUGCCGCGACUUUCUGAAGGUGGUAAAUCAUAUCCUACCGCCUGAGACUAGUCGAACACCUGUUCUAUGGCACAAGGACCUACAUCUAGACAACAUCUUUGUGAAUCCUAAGAAACCUACAGAGAUUGUCGCGCUCAUUGACUGGCAGAAUGUCCACGUUUCACCUCUAUUCGACCAGGUCACGCACCCUGCAUUCUUGGACUACAAGGGACCGAAACUCGAAGGUCUCAAGACACCAUGUCUGCCAGAGAACUUUGAAGAGCUCGACGAGAUUGCAAAGAAACAUGCAAAGAAAAUGCUGGUUGAGCAGACCAUGUACAAAUACUAUGAUCUAUAUUCAGCUUCUAUGAAUGUACCGGCUUACCGCGCACUGAGAUAUCAGGAAACACUGCAUGGAGAGAUCAUUACUCUCAUUGGCAUGAUCUUAAAUGAUGGGGAACCAGCCCUGCAAGGGCUUCUAAUGAAACUCUCCAGCAAAUGGGAUCAACUCAUCUGCAGCAAGGGAGGCCCUCCAUGCCCUCUACAGUUCUCGGCUGAAGAGAUUGAUCGCCAGCCGGAAUUGGAGGCGAAGUGGGCAGAAGGCAUAGCGCUGAUGGACGAUGUGCUAGAGUCACUGGGGGGAGCUGUUCGUGGAUGGGAUGGCUGGGUGAGCCAUGAGGAUUAUGAGGCACUCCAGCAAAAACAUGACCUUGUCCGAAAGCAGUUCAUUGAACACCUUGCUGGGGACGAUAAAGAAGCUGCUAAGGCAUGGGCACGGGCCUGGCCAUUCCAAUGA